This is a messenger RNA of Penicillium vulpinum, 2270 nucleotides long. RefSeq names its product putative glycerol-3-phosphate acyltransferase Sct1. The transcript has 4 exons. NCBI's taxonomy places the organism in Eukaryota, Fungi, Ascomycota, Eurotiomycetes, Eurotiales, Aspergillaceae. Gene Ontology annotation, molecular function: glycerone-phosphate O-acyltransferase activity; glycerol-3-phosphate O-acyltransferase activity. The record is from RefSeq and is a predicted model, not a curated record. Gene Ontology annotation, cellular component: endoplasmic reticulum membrane. Gene Ontology annotation, biological process: phospholipid biosynthetic process. The coding region runs from base 39 to 2270 and encodes 743 amino acids.
UUUCCCCCGGAAACUGCCUAUCGGGCUUCUACGGCGCAAUGGGAGAAAAAGGCCAGUACAUCCCACCCCUCAUUGGGUGGAUGUAUGAUUUGGUCCUUUGGACAUUCUCCGUGCUCAUCGACCUGUUCUUCCGCGAAGUCCACCCCCGAGGCUCAUGGAAGAUUCCCCGCCGCGGUCCCAUCAUUCUGGUGGCAGCUCCCCAUGCAAACCAGUUCGUGGAUUCUUUGGUGCUGAUGCGCGUCAUUCGCAGCGAAGCGCAUCGUCGGAUCUCAUGGCUUAUCGCUGACAAAUCCUUCAAACGCAAGUUCAUCGGGUUUCUAGCGAGAGGAAUUGGGACACUGCCCGUGGCACGUGCGAUGGACAACUUGAAACCGGGGACCGGCACCAUCUAUCUUCCCGACCCGAUCAACGAGCCAACUCUGUUGCGAGGUGUAGGAACCAACUUUGAAGGAAAAGGCUUCGAAAAGGACGGAACUAUUGCUCUACCUACCAUCAACGGAACGUCACACAGUACAGCGAUCGCCGAGAUCAAGGGACCGGAGGAAUUGGUGCUCAAGAAGGCUUUCAAGCACAGGGAUGCGCUAGCUCAGCUUACUGGACGGGAAGAUAUUGAUCGCGAUGGGAAUUUCACUGGAGAUGCAUCCAAGCAGAAUCCGGACUUCAAGGGCACCAAAUUCAAGGUUGCUCCGCAUGUGGAUCAGACCGCAGUCUAUGAGGCAGUAUUCAAAAGACUGGGCGCAGGAGGCUGUGUUGGUAUCUUCCCUGAAGGUGGAAGCCAUGAUCGCACUACACUGCUUCCCCUAAAAGCUGGUGUCGCUCUGAUGGCUCUAGGCACCCUAGCUGAAAACCCGGAUUGUGGUUUGAAGAUUGUACCUUGUGGCAUGAACUAUUUCCAUGCCCACAAGUUCCGCUCCAGGGCUGUCAUUGAGUUUGGUACUCCAAUUGACAUUCCCCCAGAAUUGGUGGAGCAGUUCAAGCAAGGUGAACGACGGGAAUCUGUCGGUGCUUUGCUGGAAAUCAUCUACGGAAGUCUCGUCUCGGUCACUGUCACUAGUCCCGAUUAUGAGACUCUUAUGGUUAUCCAAGCUGCCCGUCGUCUGUACAACACUAAAGGCAAAAAGCUUCCUCUUCCUAUGGUUGUGGAGCUGAACCGCCGUCUUGUGAAAGGUUAUGCCCACUUCAAAGAUGAUCCCCGGAUCGUCAACCUACGCAAGUCUAUUGUAGGAUAUAACAAACAGCUUCGUCUUCUCGGAAUCCGGGAUCACCAAGUGGCCUAUGCCAAGUUCUCCAUCUUGCAGGUGGUGGCUACGUUGAUUUACCGUCUAGGCAAAUUAGCACUCUUGGCCAUCGGCACGCUCCCCGGUUUCCUGCUCUUUACCCCCGUUUUCAUCGCGACCAAGCACCUCUCGGCAAAGAAGUCCAAGGAAGCGCUGGCUGCUUCUACAGUGAAACUUCAAGGCCGAGAUGUUAUGGCCACAUGGAAGCUUCUUAUUGCCCUUGCAUUUGCUCCGGCACUCUAUGCCUUUUACACUGCUUCCUUCACUUAUUGGACGUAUUCGAAUCGAGUCAAUGGAAUAGUUCCAGACUGGGUGCCCCUUUGGUCCGUAGUGAUGAUUGGCAUGGUGCUCUUCCCCACAAUUACAUUUGCAGCUCUUCGGAUCGGUGAAGUGGGCAUGGAUAUCAUCAAGUCACUUCGCCCGCUUGUUCUAUCUCUGAACCCAUCAUCAGCCAACACGCUGGUGAAACUUCGAGAGAGACGUGCUGCACUGGCUCAGCAAGUGACAGACGCGAUCAAUACCAUGGGACCUGAGCUGUUCCCCGACUUUGAUGCCGCUCGGAUUGUCACCGAUCCGUUCCGAGAAGCGAGCAACAUUGAUACCAAGACCGAAAACGAAGUGCCGGAGAUUAGAAGAACCAGCGUGGCAGAGCAUGGUGCGAAAAUGCCCUCUUCAGAGCCACUGCCCCGCAACGAGUCCUUCCACAACCUGGCCAAUAUUGGCUUCUUCUCCACACAACCUCCUAGUCGUGAUCGUAGCCGCAGCAGAUCUGCUAGCGGCCGACCUGGGUCUCGGCACGGGCUGAAGCCGCUCAGCUCUCUCAGCUCUCUCACCCCAAAAGACCCGCUUGAGGAUGUCAGUUCACGGAUUCGUGAUGCUAUGAGAGAGCGUGGAGAGCGUCGUCGGCGUCGAAGUGAAGAUGGAAGCUGGGAUAUGGCCAGCUCAGGCCCUGGGACUCCAUCCAGCACUGAGGAGUCCCGAAAAGAACUUUGA